AUGAACAAUAUGUAAUUUAGUUUAGACACCUCUUUCCAAUCCUCCUAGUUUUGUGAUAUUGAAAUUAAUGAUAAGACGUGUGACUUAUUAUAUUUUGAACCUAUUCACAUUGUCUCCUAACAUAAUAAAUUUUACAACUUAAAAAAAGAAAUAAAGCUCUCCCCAUUCAUCAAUUAUGAUAACAAUUCAUCAAUGUACUAUUAAAUACAAGUUUAAAAAAUGAGAAUUAAAAAGGCAAUAUAAUCCAAGAGUUCUAAAUACAAAAAGUUACCUGAUUAAGAUUGUAAUUCGUAUAUCUAACCUUAAUCAAAAACUAUGAAAAUUACAUAAAGAAAAUCUUCCUAACCACAAAGAUUGCCUACUAAGUCCUUUUGUCAUUUUAUAAAUGAUAAAGACUAUCAACAAAAAUAGCAAACAAAAAUAAAAAUUCGAUUACCUAUUAUUGAAAAACAUUAAGUCGAAAGCCCAUCUAAAAGCUCUUUAAAUUGUUGGACUAGAUAUACCUCUUCCAGUUUAUUUUAAGAAAAUUGA
Messenger RNA from Paramecium primaurelia, 531 nucleotides. Lineage: Eukaryota; Ciliophora; Oligohymenophorea; Peniculida; Parameciidae. The record is from the annotation of a GenBank genome assembly.